AUGGGUCAACUGCGGAUAACUGGUAGAAAAUGUUGUUAUUUUGUGAUAUAUACAAUGCAAUGGACCAAUAUUCAAAACAUUUAUUACGAUAGUGAAUUUUGGAACACUAAAAUGGUUGAAAAAUUAAAAAUGUUUUACUUAGAAUGUUUGCUUGCGGAAAUAGCUGAUCCGCUUUACGGAAAGAGAAUGCAAAUUGAAGACAUCAGAGAACCAGCUCAUAUAACAAAAGCAAAAAAUUUGCAAAAGCAAAAAAUUGCAGCAAAACGACAAGCGGUUUAA
This is a messenger RNA of Melanaphis sacchari, 279 nucleotides long. RefSeq lists its product as uncharacterized. The record is from RefSeq and is a predicted model, not a curated record. The transcript has 2 exons. The coding region runs from base 1 to 279 and encodes 92 amino acids. Lineage: Eukaryota; Metazoa; Arthropoda; Insecta; Hemiptera; Aphididae.